This is a messenger RNA of Lathyrus sativus (Indian pea), 477 nucleotides long. The record is from the annotation of a GenBank genome assembly. Lineage: Eukaryota; Viridiplantae; Streptophyta; Magnoliopsida; Fabales; Fabaceae.
AUGCCCAAUCUCCACAAAUUCAAGCUCCUAGCCACACAAUGUGCCAUCGCCGGCAGUCCCACCCGCAGUCCAACCACCAGUCCCGUAAUCCACCUCCGCCGUCGAAAAACCCUUCGCAUGUUCCUCACUCGCCCUAACGACCGACGCCGUUUCCAUCCUCCUCCCCUAGAUCCACCGGAAACUUCUCCCGACGAAGUCAAAGUCCGCCACAAACUUAAAGACCUAUUCGUCUCUUCUCCGUCUCCUCCACCUACACUCCAAGACGAGAAGAACAUCUGCCAACAGCAACAGCAACAUCAUCAGGACGAUCAGAAAGACGGACUCCUCUCUGGCUCCACCGUUGGCGUCAGAUUCCGAACUGGAUCUCCUUUCCGUAGAUCUUCCGCAGUCGCAGCUCUCCGGCCGGUGUCAUCGGCGUUCCGAUACAGGUUACUGAGAAGAGCUUGGCGGCCGGUACUUUUUACCAUCCCUGAGUAA